Molecule: messenger RNA, 519 nt
Organism: Closterium sp. Yama58-4
Lineage: Eukaryota; Viridiplantae; Streptophyta; Zygnematophyceae; Desmidiales; Closteriaceae
Source: the annotation of a GenBank genome assembly
AUGUCGACCAGAUUUGGCAAGGAUUUCAUGCUUGAAGUGAAGGAGGCGAUGGGGAAGUUGAAGAAGUUGGACGUCAGCGACCUGCCGGGGAGGGAGGGGCACGCAGGGGGCGCGCAGGGAGGGGCGCACAAGAAGGGCGCGCAGGGAGGGGCGCGCAAGAAGGACGCGCAGGGAGGGGCGCGCAAGAAGGACGCGCAGGGAGGGGCGCGCAAGAAGGACGCGCAGGGAGGGGCGCGCAAGAAGGGCGCGCAGGGAGGGGCGCGCAAGAAGGACGCGCAGGGAGGGGCGCGCAAGAAGGACGCGCAGGGAGGGGCGCACAAGAAGGGCGCGCAGGGAGGGGCGCGCAAGAAGGACGCGCAGGGAGGGGCGCGCAGGGAGGGGCGCGCAAGAAGGUCGCGCAGGGAGGGGCGCGCAGAGGGUCACGGAGGUGAGGCCGUUGCACCUGACAACCGCUCGUCGCUCGACAAAAAGUUCGGACCACCCAGUUCAUUGAAGCAGGCCGAAAUAGGAGACGCGUGA